This is a messenger RNA of Colletotrichum higginsianum IMI 349063, 864 nucleotides long. Its product is annotated as Short-chain dehydrogenase. Bases 1 to 864 code for a protein of 287 amino acids. The record is from RefSeq and is a predicted model, not a curated record. Gene Ontology annotation, molecular function: oxidoreductase activity. The transcript has 2 exons. Lineage: Eukaryota; Fungi; Ascomycota; Sordariomycetes; Glomerellales; Glomerellaceae.
AUGUCAGAACGUGUAGCGCAAAUCGCCGCUCACCUCAACUACCCUAAGGGCAUGCUUGCGGGCCAAGUGGCCAUCAUUACCGGCAGCGGGCAGGGCAUCGGCGCAGAAACAGCACGGCUCUUCGCCAACGAAGGCGCAAAGGUGGUCGUUUCCGACAUUGACGCCAAAAAAGCCCAAGAGGUCGCAGACGGCAUCAACACCGCCGGCGGCCAGGCCAUCAGUGUCCCCGGCGACAUGCUCUCGGCGGAUUACAUCACCCAGCUCGUCGCCAAGGCCGCCUCCUUCGGCGGUGGCAAGAUCCAUCACCUAGUCAACAACGCCGGCUACACCUGGGACGGCGUCAUCCAUAAGAUGACGGACAAGCAGUGGGACACCAUAAUCGCGCUCCACUCGACCGCGCCCUUUCGCCUCGUGCGCGCCGCGGCCCCGUACUUCCGCGUCAAAGACGGCGAGAACCGCUGCAUCGUUAACAUCAGCUCCACCUCGGGCGUCCACGGUAAUGCAGGCCAGGCCAACUACGCCAUGGCCAAGGCCGGCGUCACGGGCCUGACCAAGACCAUCGCCAAGGAGUGGGGUCCGGCGUUCGGCGUCAGGGCGAACACCGUCGCCUUUGGGCACAUCAAGACGCGGCUGACGGAUGCCAAGGAGAAGGGCGCCUUCGUCGAGGGACCCGGCGGCGAAAAGAUCGCGCUGGGCAUUCCGCAGGCGCAAAAGGGGCCAGAACAGCAGGCGCACGCGGACAUCCCUUUGCGGAGGCCCGGGACGCCGACCGAGGCGGCGUCGGCCAUUUUAGCUGUCGUCAGCCCUCUAUUCAGUUACGUGAGCGGGCAGACCAUCAUGGUGACGGGCGGCCGAAACAUGUAA